Messenger RNA from Epinephelus moara (kelp grouper), 3476 nucleotides. Its product is annotated as B- and T-lymphocyte attenuator-like. Gene Ontology annotation, cellular component: plasma membrane. NCBI's taxonomy places the organism in Eukaryota, Metazoa, Chordata, Actinopteri, Perciformes, Serranidae. Bases 339 to 1325 code for a protein of 328 amino acids. The record is from RefSeq and is a predicted model, not a curated record. Gene Ontology annotation, biological process: immune response-regulating cell surface receptor signaling pathway. The transcript has 6 exons. Gene Ontology annotation, molecular function: signaling receptor activity.
GAGCUAGAAAGGAAGGCUGGUGUAAAGCAUGAGAUCUUUGCUGUAGCUGUGUCGGAGCAGUAUCUGCAUGGUAAACUGUGGGAACCCCCUGAUCUGAGAUGUUUCCCUGUAUUGGACCUGCAACAUUUAGAGAAGCAAGACCACCCACCGAUCUUCUCUCCCCUUCAGUGCACUCACUACCUUAAAGGGGAAGGUAGGGAGCGAGCAGAGAGUAGAAAGAGGAAGCAGCAUGUAGCUAAGCAGCUCCAACCUCAGCUUCAGCACUUCUCUGUUUUACUUAACUUAAUAAUGAUGUGCUCGGAGGAACAUUUCCCACUUGGACUGGCUGCAACUAUAAGAUGACGGGAGGUUUUCUGAGUGUUCCCAUCAUGAGGCCUAACCACUGCUGGACCGUCCUGCAGGUGUCCAUCUUGGCAGCGCUGCUUCUCACCUUAAACGCUGACAGUAAGGAUUCAGACUGUGAAGUUGAUCUUAAAGUGGCCCGUGACACAGUUUAUGAAGCUCUCCCUGGAGAAGACCUCAGGAUUAACUGCAUUGUUGCGUUCUGCAAUGACUCACCACCAACAGUCACCUGGUAUAAACGAGAGAAAACUGACAUCCCUGUCGAUGUCAGCAGUCGCAUUAAAAUGGAGUGGAAACAUGUAAACCGUUCAGAGGGAAUAUCGUUUUUGAUCUUCCAAAACAUAUUCAGAAAUGACUCGGGUGUGUAUCAGUGUGGAAUUGGAGACAUUGUGAGUCAUAACAUCAACGUCUCUGUCCACGAUCAUGAUGGGCGUACCAAUGCUUCGGGGAUGAAUAGCACAGAAGCCCCCACUUUGAAACCUGAAACCUUAUCAGAUCUGUUUAGGUACAUCUACUUUGGUGCUGGGAUUGUGGCAUUCGUCACUGUAGUGAUAAUUAUUUCCAUUGUAUCAAUGCACGGAUGUAAAGGGAAAUCAAAGAAAAAGACGCAAUCUGAAAAUCCGUACAUUGCAAUCCCAAUGGAACCCUUCCCACAUGCCAGCUUCCAGCCCUCGCCAAGAGGAAGCCCCUCUGCACCGCCACCUCGGAGGCCACUGCCCUCACAACCCAAUGAGCUGCCGUUACCGAGAGACAAUGAGCACGUUUACAGCAAGGUGAAGGAGGACAGAGGGAGACCGAGGAAAAAGGCAGAGGAAGAGGGGAGUUCUCUUGUGUAUGCUGCGCUCAACCAUCAGGUGCCAGCGAGACCUGCUGCUUGGCCGCGGAGGCCAAUGGAGGAGACUUCAGAGUACGCGGCUAUCUGUGUGAAAGACCCAUCACCCACGAGACUAAGUGACUUCAAAGAGGACAACAGCUUGCGUUAAGUGGAGUAAUGUGGUCUUGAUGUUGAAGGAGAAUUAAAAUUUGAUACAGUGACCCUCUUUGGUAAAAACGGCUCGCUUUUGUCAGAGCAUGAGGAUGCUACAGCAUGGACAACCCACCAAGUCCACAUGAGACUUUGCUUAAUGCUAAAUUAGCAUCUCCACCAUUUGGUCAAUACUUUAACGGCCCUACACACCAACACUUUUGACUCUGGUUACUUAGACCUCUGCUGAAGUUGAAGUUUGCUGGGAAUUUGUGAGAUCAUCAUGUACCAAAUGUGCCAAACUGAGAAGGGGGUAAGCACAUGUGGUUUUCACUCUAUUUCAAUUCAGCCAGAGGACCGAAGACAACUCUGUACUGAUACAGAUAGCCGUAAGGUUGCCUUGUUUGCAUCAUAAAACAGUAAAACGUCUUCUUUUGUUUACCCGGAAAUUUUACUGACAAUCCCACUGGAGCUGUGGUACGAGAUUUCUUCAAAUCAUGCGAGCUUGUGAGCUACUAAACUACAGGUAAAGUUAAAGUAUAAGGCCGGUGAUAGUCUGUAUUUUUCUUAUUGUCAACAAAUCCCAUAAAACUGAUCCUACUUAAAUGUAUUGUCUGACAUAACUUAUUCCUCAAUAUGAACUUGAAAACCACUUGCAUUGCGAGACAUGUUCCUUCACACAUACAAUAAUUUAUUUUUAGUCAAUCCCACAAACACAGUCCUGCAGCUGUAAAUACUCACUAGAGCACCAAAUGUGGAUUAAUCCACAGCAGAAAAUAGUCCCCAACAAAUUUACCAUUUACUGCUGUCUGAGUAACUUCUGCUGAAAUCUGCAGUGCCCAGGUUUUUUUUAGGAAAUUACUUUUCAACAACAAAAGUGUAUAUUUGUGCGCCCAUUUUAGUUAGAGACAUCAUGAAAUCUAAAUAGUUGUUUUAUCACAUGUCUUGCACUGAUGGUCACAUCAGUAUCUGGCCCAGUGAUGAUAAAAAAAUUAGUUUUGUCAUUUCCUGGAAAUGAUUAAAAAAAAUCUGAUGAUUCAUCUUGCACUCAGGGACGUAUAAUAAUUUUGUGUCCAAUUAAAAGAUCUUGAAUUGCUAUGUCCCUACCCCACGACUAUAACUCCUGCCAUAAUUGGCUUCAAGGACUUUUGAAGUCUUUGUUAUGUUUUUGGUUGUGCCAACUCCCGGGUUGACCGCUGAUAACGCUGUCCCAAUUCAAGGUGGCAUGACGGUGGCAUCACUGAAGCGUAACCAUGUAUUUAUGAAGGAAACCUGUUUAUUCCUAUGAAAGUUGCUCAGUGGCGCAUGAAGCCAAAAAAGUUCGUCUUCCUGUGUAUGAAAUUAUGUGGAUCUUCCGCACUGUGUUGCCCAUAGAGCAAAUGCAUAAGAGACUUUGCCGGCUGAGUGGCUAACUUAUGGUUUACCUCCUGCUAACUUUAAUGGAUAAAGGUAUUUAUUUGUGUGCAGCUCUACUAGACUUUGAAAAUGUUAUCAGCCUAAAUGGAUCAAAUCCUGAUAGUGAAACAAGGCAUUUUUCGGUGCUUAUCCUCUUGAGGGACGUGGGGUGAUGGAGCCUAUCCCAGCUGACACUGGGCAAGAGGUGGGGUACACCCUGGACAGGUCACCAGACUAUCACAGGGCUGACACAUAGAGACAGACAACCAUUCACACUCACAUUCACACCUACGGACAAUUUAGAGUCACCAGUUAACCUGCAUGUCUUUGGGCUGUGGGAGGAAGCUGGAGUACCUGAAGAAAACCCACGCUGACACAGGGUGAACAAGCAAACUUGGCACAGAGGGGCUCCCCCAACCUAGGUUCGAAUUAGGAGCCCUCUUGCUGUGAGGCAACAAUACUUAGCACUGCACCACCGUGCCGCCAUUCACAGAUGUGUCUUUCACAAUGUAAGUCUAUAGGAAAAAAUCUUUUUGGGUCCAAUGGCAUCACAUCAUGGACCAUGAAGUUGUAGUUACACAGUUUGGCCACUACGUGAAAUUGGCACCAAAGUCUGUCGCACUUCCUGGGGGCCUCAGUGUUACGCCUCCCUCUGUCAGCACUGUUGCUGUGUUUUAAAUUAGCGCAGCUAGCACUAGCCUCCACCAUUUGGGCUACAUGUCUGUUGGAUACCAAGACAAGUCCCUCCCUAGAAGUAUAAACGUGCGUAACCGCA